This is a messenger RNA of Cuscuta campestris, 429 nucleotides long. Lineage: Eukaryota; Viridiplantae; Streptophyta; Magnoliopsida; Solanales; Convolvulaceae. The record is from the annotation of a GenBank genome assembly.
CCAAUAGCAGAAGAAGAAGCUUUAACAGUGAGAGGAGCAUCCAUAGACGAUGAAUGCUUGAUGGAUGCAAAAUUGUGAGCAGAGAAAAAUGUGAAUGAGAGUGAGGUUUGGGAAUGGAGGUCAGUGGAACCCAAGCGAGGUAUAAUCCCUCUCCUGCCGGCAGUGGCAAGUGUAUUGGAAAGGGUAAGGCAAACAGUGUUGCCCAUUCCUGUUUGGCUGCUUGUAACUUCACCAAAUUAAGGAGUAUAUUCCAAGGCGUGGAAUUUCUCUACGCUCCAGAAGAGAUAAAUGUUCAGCGCAAAAUAUGGAGCUUGCCACAUAAAUUCGAAGCCCAAAUACCUAGGUUGGGCCGGGCGACCUGCUGGGCGACCACCCCGGACCAGCCCCAAGAUUCAAACGCAAGAUAAGGAACAAAACGACACGUUUUUC